UGGUAGGUAAAGGCAGUAGCAGACAGCAGACAUUGGAGAGUGUAUGUACAAGAAUUUUUUGGAGUAAAGUGGAAUAUAAUAUUGCAUAAGAAAAUAUUUAAAACGCUUACCUUCAAUAGAUUUUAAUAACUGAACAGAUAUUAGGUAGUGUAGAAAAGAAUUAAUUCAAAAUAGUAUUAAAUAAAACUGAACGUAUGUUAUUUUAUUAAAUUAAUAAAAUUCAUAAGGCUCACAUGUGAUAAACACAAAUUUAAAGGGACAAAGGACGAAGAACCGUGACAGAACAGAUGCAUUGAGAAUUUCUUAAUCCUGUUGAGGUACUUUGUUGAACAGCGCGAGCAUUGACAAAAUGAAUUGGAUCAAAAUCUCGUUUAUCUUGUGCAUGUUUGGAUGCUUUAAGGACUUCCGACCCUCUGAAUCAUUUGUGACCGAUUACUUGACCGGGCCAUGGAAAAAUUUUACGACUGACGAAGUGAAUCAACAGAUAUAUCCUGUGGCUACCUACAGCUACUUAGCAACGUUAAUACUUGUCUUCUUGAUCACAGACUUCGUCAGAUAUAAACCUAUCAUUGUAUUAUGUGGUCUCUCCGGCAUCGUCACGUUCAUCAUGAUAAUACUCGGAAAGUCUGUGAUAGUAUUCCAGAUUGUGGAAUUUUUUUACGGCCUGUUUUUCUCCACAGAAGUGGCCUACUAUACUUACAUAUAUGCCAAAGUGGACAAAAAGCACUAUCAAGAGGUGACUGGUCACACGAAAGCAGCUACGCUGUUCGGUCGUAGCAUGUCUGGCGUCGUAGCGCAAUUAACCGCCUCCUUCGACUUGCUGAGUUAUCAUCAACUCAAUUUUAUAACUCUUUCAGCCUGCGUUGUUGCGACAGUAUGGUCGUUCUUUCUGCCUUCUGUGAAACAGUCCAUGUACUUCCAUCGCACCAGUAUUUCAAGCGUGGAGCAAGGGAAAGGAGGGUCCGAGUCGCAUCAGUCGCAACAUUCAAAGACUUCGCCAGAAUCAUCGCUCAAUGUUGGGAACAGGAAAGCAAAGUGUUACUGCUUUACAGUGUCAAGUGCGCCGUUGUUUCGCAAAAUCAGAAACGCAUAUGCGCUGCUGUGGAAACACUUUGUGCAAGCCUAUACUAACUACCGCGUGGUCAAGUGGUCGAUUUGGUGGGCGCUAGCCACCUGCGGCUAUUUACAAGUUAUCAACUACAUGCAGUUGUUGUGGCAGACCGCGGUGAAGUCGGACGACAAAAUUUACAACGGCGCCGUGGACUUUGUCUAUGCAAUCGUGGGUGCAGUGGUCGUGUUUUGUAUAGGAAAGGUACAGCUAAAUUGGACCCUACUAGGAGACGUGACGUUGUCCGUUUUCUCGCUGCUAGAAGGCGGUAUACUAGUGGGAUGUUCUUAUAGCUACAACAUUUGGCUUCUGUAUCUCGGUUACGUUAUUUUUGGCGUGAUAUAUCACACCAUGGUCACUGUUGCAAGCUUCGAAGUUGCCAAAUGUAUUUCCGAGGAUAGCUACGCCCUUGUGUUCGGCGUGAACACAUUCUUUGCCCUGUUAACGCAGAGUUUGCUGACGUUCGUGGUCGUCAACACACUCAUGCUAAAUAUCAGGCAGCAGUUUUUCGUCUACGGCAGCUACUUUCUGGUUCUGGCCGUGUUAUACAUUGUAAUGGGCAUUAUUAAUGUAGUGCAACAUUAUCGAAGUGGCGCAGGCCUCCACGUACGGAUCAGCAGUAAUGAUAAAUCAUCAUCCGUGAAUGAUGUCAGUAACGUUGAGUCGUCCAAGUCCAAGCGCGACAGUUGAAAUAGAUCCAUUUUAGCUGUUAUUUCACUUUUAGCUCGAAUUAUGUAUACAGUUUUUGAAUCGGUCCACGCCGCGAUUAUCGUUGUUAUAAUAUAAUUUUGUUAUCGAUAUGUUACAUGUUACUUUUGCAGUGUGUCAUUGUUCCUAAGAAUUUUUGUAUGCAGGGAUUGAUUGUGGUGCACACAAUAUAUGCAUUCACAGUAUUUUAUUGUUAGAUUCUUACUUGUUAGUAUUUUCAUAGAACAGUAAAACCGAAAUACUUUGUACCGUUGAGUGUCAAGAAUACUACAGUCUUCUUCAAUUUUUUUGUUGUUAAGAUACAAGUUGUUUUUAAAUUCUUCUUUUCAAAAGAAACAUUUUGGAAGAAGUUUUGUUUUAGAAGGAAGAAGUGCAAUGAAACCAAUUAUUACUCUAGUACAUCAAGACUGCCUAGUUUCAGUUUUAUUUGAGAAGAACGAGAUUUAAUGCAUCAAUCUAGUAUUAUUGUUUCGUGAUGAAGACAUGAAUAAUAAAAAUUACUUACAUUAACACUUUACUGCCCGAAUGCCUAUUAACCGGCUUUUUGUUACCAACGGUUAUUAUAUAUUUAUUAUAUAACGAAUGGAAUGUUUUAUUUGUAAAUUUUACAAGUUUUUAUUGCAAAAGGGACACUGUUAUGAGCUCAACUACACUUUAAAGAAAUACAAUAUGUUACUCGAAAAAUAGUUCUAAUAAAAUUGUGAUUAUAGUUCGAUUUAAAUCUGCUACACCAAAACUAAUCAGGAUAUUGUAGUGAAUACUUUUUCCAAUUUUUAUUCAAAGUUGUACAGCUUUACGAAUAAUUUACUUUGCUAAGUGACAUACAAAUUCUAAGUUCUAGCAGGACUAGCAAUAUACGUGUUGCGAACAAAAAGAUCAAGACUUGUACGGUGGUUCGACCUUCUUGGAAUCUUGUAAACCACUCAAAGUUUCACACAAACUUGUAUGGUGUUUUCUCUCUUCCAACAUUUUUCGCGUGGAAGGAAAUACGACGUAGGCCCGGUGCAUGUCCUAGGGAUGCUCAAAAGGUACUGACCAACGAUUAAAAGCUGGCCUUUCUGCUAUAAAGAGCAGAAAUUUUAGACAAGAUUUAAGCGCGGAGGCGAAUCAAAAUUAGCUAAGUUAUACAACCAGUCUCGAUUCUUUUUGAUCACAUCACGUAUUACUAUAUACGUAUUUGCACGAGCUGAUAAGCAGUAUCGACUUGAUUCACAAGUGGUCAGUAAGGUGUUAAUAAGAUCUGAUUGCAUUUAGAUACAUUUCUUACAGCAAUAAACAAUACUAAUGUACUUACGAAACAUCUCUAUUUUAAAAAAUUACCGUUUCUAUUGUUAGAAUGUUACUUUGUUAAAUAAAAACCUCCCAAAUGCGAA
Vollenhovia emeryi is the source of this 3189-nucleotide messenger RNA. Its product is annotated as thiamine transporter 2-like. Lineage: Eukaryota; Metazoa; Arthropoda; Insecta; Hymenoptera; Formicidae. Gene Ontology annotation, biological process: vitamin transport; transmembrane transport. The transcript has 7 exons. The record is from RefSeq and is a predicted model, not a curated record. The coding region runs from base 350 to 1798 and encodes 482 amino acids. Gene Ontology annotation, molecular function: vitamin transmembrane transporter activity. Gene Ontology annotation, cellular component: plasma membrane.